AGAAGUGAUCGAUGAUUCCACUCUCGUUGACGAUGGACCGACAUCUGAGCUCUUAGAUAUAUUAAAUGAAAGUCAGAUUGAACCGGAAUUUGGACCGGAUUUGCAUGUUAACGUGGCCAGUUCUUUUUCGAAUUUGGGAAAAACAGUGUUAUCUAAAGAGAAAAUCGAAGAAUUGAGGAAACCCUUUCUUACACCAGCUAAUUGCAAACUUCUCGGAGUUCCAAGGGUAAACCCAGAAAUUUGGACCGUAUUGCCUCAAAAAUCAAAGCAAGGAGAUUUCCAAUCCCAACAAAUGUUAACAAUCCUAUCGAGCUAAACUGUUGCAUUGGCUCAUUUAGCAGAAAAAGUGAUGUUGAAUUCGAAAAAGAUGCAAGCUGCAACAUUGAAUUCAAAAUUGAGCCAAGAUAUCAAUAUUAAGCGGAAGCAGGAUAUUAAGCCUGCAUGAAGCACUGAAAUUGUGGCAGUUUGUAACACGCCAUCAACACCUGAGCUGCUGUUUGGAGACAAUGUUUGUGACACCAUCAAAGCCGCUAGAGCAGCUGCCACUGUUAUCAGGACGCCCACAAACCGGAGAGGAUUUUCCCGUUUUUCAAACAGACCCCAAAAUACUUUCACUAAUUCCUCAAGAGGUACAUAUUUAAACUACAAUCGGGCCUCCUACAGCCGAGGGGGCCCGCGAUUCAAUCACAGACAAAACUUCACGCAAUUCAACCCAAGAGGAUCGAUGCUGCGACCUCAAUGGAGACCACCGAGUCGAUCGCAGUAAAUGUCGUGAAUCUCGCUUGGCUUCUGGCGUCCACUACGAUAUCAAUUGUUUCCUUGCAAAACAAUAUUUUUCAAGUAGAAGUAAUGCAGUAUGGAAAUACUUUAAUGGAUAAACUGUCCACUGAAAAAUUCAAUGAUGGAAACGCCUUGUCAUUUGCCAUUUUUCUCCUCUAUUUGAAUCCAGUACCGCAUGCUCUCGUGGCUGUACACACCCCAUGUGCCCCAAAUCUGAUAAGCUCAAUCGUACUAAAGUGUACAUCCAUCGCGGACAAUGAUGUUGGAACUAUCGGUUGGAAACUUCUCUUUGGCCUCUGGGAAGCAUACUUUAUGGGAAUUAUAUUUCUCUUGGCGUUUCUUACUUGGUCAUUCGUCUACCUCGGCGUGUCUCUGGGGGCUCAAAAGUGUGUCAAGAUGAGGCAACAAAGUAUCACAUUCAAAGCAGGAAUCCGGUCAUAUAUUGAAAUAAAAAGGAUGAUAGACCUGCUCAAUGACGCCCUGAGACCAUACCUCUCAGUUUUCCCCCUUCUCAUUGCAGCGAUAUGUUCACUCCUCCUGUUUGGAAGUAUACGACUUUGGGACGUGGACUUCAAAGCGAACACCGUGUUUCCAUUCUGCGCUCUCCGGUGUGGAUAUGAAACAUUUAGUCAGAUUAAAAUGGCUGCCACGCUGGAAACCAGUUCGAAAAAUGUUUUACACUUCUGGGAAUGCAAGACCUCAAAGAUGACUAAGUUUGAUAGGAGGGUGUUCAAAACCUGGAAUCGCAACAGGGUGACAUGCAAAGCUGGCAUAUUUUUUACCUUCACUGGCUGGAUAGUUGUAGUUUGUGUACAUAAUUUUAUGGUGCAGACACUCAAUUUAUUGGUCAGUUUCGAGUAAGAUGGAUAAUGUGAACAGAUCAAUCAGUGUAUACUUUAUAUGAUUGAUAAAUUACGUGCAUAUUUUAAAGCACGUCUCAUCCAGAUAAAAAUAUUUACAUAAUUUAAAUUUCUAGAGUUUUAUGACUCAAGAAAUUAUAAUUUUUCCCAAAAGGUGCGACAUGCAGAUCAUAUAUCAUCUACGUGCAUUUGUUUGAAGCAAGUGCAAUUCAAGUGUAUUGAUUGAUCAAAUAUGAGUACAUCGAGCAUGACACUAGAGGAAUGCAAAAUUUCUACGGUGAAACUUUGAGAUACAUAAUUUAGUAUUAUCUCAUGAGUAUGUACAUAUUUUAUGUUACGUGCAAAUUCAAUUUGAUAUUAAAUUGGAAGUAAAUAUUGAAAUGUAAAAAGGUUUCAUUGCGUAACUUACAUAAGCAUUCAUGUACUUGUUUCCAUUGUUGAAGUGUUGAUCUUGGACUUCAAGAAUGUAUGGUCCCUCAAUUCUUCCUGUAUUGUAUUGAUUUUAUUGGUGUACAAAAAGUCAAGUAAUCCACGAUAGCAACUUUCACAAUUUGUGAACUUACUCUACUUUUAGCUACUUCACUAAUUGGAUUUUCGAAGGCACAUAUUACAUUUUGGCUACAUAUGUAAAGUGACGUUUCCAGCAAACUAUAUCCACGUCUAUACAUACAAAAUGAGCAAAUCUAUAAUUUGUCAGUUUCCGUUGCGUACAUAUUUUAGUGUGAGUUUGUUCCUCCUGUCAUUUCAAGAGACACACUUUUAUGAAAUUCAUGAAAUUAUCUCUUAUCAAAUUCUAAAUAUAUCUCGAAUCGUGUCGCAUUGCCACUUGCACAUCGUCCACAAUUCCAUAUUAGUUAGCAACAUUUUCGACCAAAGAGAUAAUAUCGACAAGACGUAUACCAUUUUCUUGUACGACGUAUAUUUAUCCCCACAUAUGUCUCAUUCAUUUACGACUACCCUUGUUCCUCGGAUGAAUUGUGUCUUCAUAAUAUUUUCUAAUGCUCGAUCCCACUUAUCUCAUGACGACUUGGAGAAAUGGCUACAAUUUCCUUCUAACGAUAAGACUUCGCUACUUACGUACUUCGGAUACCUAACAAAGAGUUUUAACUCUCAAUGGAACAACUAUGUCAAAAGCGUUCACAUGGAGCAGUCUUACAUCGUGUACGUCACCAACGUUACUGUUGCCCAAUUACGUGAAGCCAUUAUUAAUUUGGACAAAUACAAGUGGAUAAGCGCAAUUACAACUCUCAACCAUAUUGGCGUUGUUCUCGUAUCUUCAAAAAAUUCAUCAUUUCACAUUUACUACUUGUGCCUCCGUUGCUCAACCACUAUUAUUUUGGACGAGUUGACGUCUCUUGAUCUUCUUCAGCCUCUCAAGUUUCAGAAAAUGUCAGUCAUUAUGUAUCCAGCCACCCGAUGGAAUUUAAGGGACGCUGGGAUAUUUCCACUAACUUCGGCGCAUUUAGGAAUUACUGAUUUAAUUCGAUACAGCUCAAUAAAUCCAUUUUCUCAGAAAAUAAAUCAAGAUAAUAAUAGUGGUACGGCGAACCUCAAUUUCCACAUGGCCCAUAUUCUCAGCAGUAUUUUCCUCUCUGCAAAUACUACAAUACAGCACAAUUGUGGCAUUGAUUUCAAACUAGCCAACGACUGUGUGAUCAAAUGGGGCCGACAAAUGUACCAAACUCCACAUUUUACACUAAUCCAAAACGUGUUAUCCUAUCAAGCCAUGAUUCAACACAGUGACAAAUAUCUCAUCCGUCAGGAAGGACUAACAUUUUUUACAUGUUAUAAAGAAACUAAUUUGAGUUUUCAAAUAUACGUGGCCCCAUUUCAGACCGAGUUAUGGGUUGCGAUUUUGAUCACGCUUGCUACUGUGUUAACAUUUGCAAACUUUGUCAUUAGAUUUUGCAUCACCGGUAGCGAAAUAGAAAAAAAUCGAAGCUCUUCUGUUGUAGCUCUAUUCCUUUGCGCUACACUUUUUGAAGAGUCGUACAUUUUCGAAAAAUCUAACAAGUCAAUUUGGACCAGUUCUACAUUACGAUUCGUAUUUACUUUAUGGCUACUUUUGUGUAUCUUACUGACGAAUACAUUUCUUGGGAUUUUCAUAAUGAAGUUGAGUUCACCACUUCCACCUCUGAAAAAAUACGAAUAUUUUAUAGAUCUACUAACUUACCCCCAACAUCACGAAACCGCUGAUCAAGGUCAACUUAUGAAGGAGUCCUUAAGGGUUUGGGAAAUCGGAGAUGCAUCAAUAGGAUUGAACUUUCAGAGUAAUAUUACCACACAGGCUUCAGAACAUUUUGUAUUCUUGACUCCACAAAUUAAAACGACUAGUCCUCGUCAUGUUGUUAAUUACAAGUUUUGGCAUACGAUUCACACUUUUCUUCUGGAUGUUGUCAACUACGUGGAUUUCGCUUCCCACAGGGGAUUUAGAAACUUGCUUGGGAUCAGUUUACACGUAAAAACGCAAAAAUUUCCUCCCUUCUCAAUCUCUACUUCUGAAUCAGUCUCACAAGAGUUUGCACUGGAAGAAUUAAUAACUCAAUGUCAUAAAAAGUAUGCGUACAUAGAAUAUGAAGGUAAAGUAAUGAAUGAGCUAGAAUAUUUAACAGAAUAUUAUCCAAGUAACGUGGUAGACUUUACUUUAGCGAAAGAAAGCAUUCUUUACGAAUACAUUUAUGCACUUUUUGAACAAUCUGUGUCAAAAGUACCCAAAAAUUUUGUCAAGAUUCUAGAAUCUGGAAUUUAUAAGAAAAUAUUACAGGCAAGGGAGAGUAAUUUUAGGAAAUUGAAUAAGGGCGUUGUGCGCACUAGGCAAAAUGUGAAAGAUUUGUUGGCCAAGAUUUUUAAAGAUGGUGACCAAGCCGUGAACGCCAUGGCAUUGUCGGGUAGUAUACAAACCGUUUUUAUUAUUUGGGGUGUCCUAUUAGCCGUAUCGUUUUUAUGGUCCCUUGUCGAGAUGUAUUUUAAAUAAGUCAUGUAGAGAGAAUUAAUGUGAGCAUAUAUGUAUGUAUUAUUAAGUAUAUGGCCAUUUUUAUUUAUUUAUUUUAGAAAUCCAAGUGUUAUUAUGAACAUUUAAAUCAAAUUAAUUCCUGAGCAAUAAAAACUUUGUUUUAGAUUAUGCAAUAUGUAUAGAUUAUGUCUGUAUGUGUACAUGCAAGAAUAGGAACUAUACAGAUAAAUAUGCAAAUAAUUUUUUUAACUCUUAAUUUGGUACUUUAAAUACUGUAUUCUAAUUGAAAUUGUGAAUGCAUAUUUAAUCGAAGUAACGAAAUAAUAAUAGAAAUAAAUAACGAUACGCUCCAUGAAUACAUAGUUCAAGA
Messenger RNA from Folsomia candida, 4963 nucleotides. RefSeq lists its product as uncharacterized. Bases 2314 to 4614 code for a protein of 766 amino acids. The transcript has 4 exons. Lineage: Eukaryota; Metazoa; Arthropoda; Collembola; Entomobryomorpha; Isotomidae. The record is from RefSeq and is a predicted model, not a curated record.